Varroa destructor (honeybee mite) is the source of this 5118-nucleotide messenger RNA. RefSeq names its product kinesin-like protein KIF19. Lineage: Eukaryota; Metazoa; Arthropoda; Arachnida; Mesostigmata; Varroidae. Gene Ontology annotation, molecular function: microtubule motor activity; ATP binding; microtubule binding. Gene Ontology annotation, biological process: microtubule-based movement. The record is from RefSeq and is a predicted model, not a curated record.
CAGCCGCCGUUUAGCUGCUGGUACUACUGUUGCUGCUGCCGCCGCCACACUUCCAAGUCGACUUACCUUGGUCACGCUCUAGAGCAGAGCGUGCCAGGUCGCCGAACGUACGGCCCGCCACCACCGCUGCUCAGCUCCAGUUCCGGGUCGGCUCUGCUACCGACCCAAAACAAUCAACUUAGUUAAUGCUGUGAUGCUAGUUUAGCGGGUGGCACUGGAUAAGACAGACCAGUGAAGGGUGCCAGGUAUCUGUGUGGAGUCUUAGUGAAGGCUAUGAACGAUCUGGUGAAACCCUGGUCAGCCGAUGUUUUCCAAAAACCGAACAAACAUCUAAUCUAUUAGUGAGCGUUCAGGAUAAGGCCCGAGCACAGGGUUGUUUGAAGUAACCUGGUAGUGUUGUGAUGGUGAUGCUGUUCUCGCUGUUUUUGUUUCAGUGCACGAUUGUACGUUUAUAGAUAACUUACAGAAUGUAACGACUAUUGCCUUCUUGGCGUGCCGAUGCUACGAUAGCGUUUGCAGCGGCGGUUGAGUUGAAGUACGGCAGCAAUAGUAAAAACAAAUACAGAUUUUUAAAGCACUUGAUACGGUUACGUUCUCGUGCUUGUUAGCAAAAUGAAGAUGAACGGAUCGAAAAAAACAGCCACGCCGGGUGAGAAGGAUGAAACCAACGGGAGCAGCGGAAAGACAAUUCGACUAAUGGUAGCGCUUCGUAUUCGGCCUGUUCUCAACGAGGAGACUGCCAAAGGAGCUGCUGUUAUUGCCAACAAAACAGAUGACAGGACAGUGCUUCUUGCUGAGCCAACGAGCCGCGAUGGUGUUUCAUCUGUCAGCUCGUCAAAAAAGGGAACUAUACGCCAACGUGUGCAGACCCACAAGUAUACGUUCGACUGGGCGUUCGAUGAGCGGAGCCCCCAAGAUGAGGUGUAUAGUAAAGCUGUGAAACCACUCGUCGAAAAUGUCCUGCAAGGGUAUAACAGUUGCGUAUUCGCUUACGGAGCGACUGGAACUGGAAAGACCUAUACAAUGGUGGGUAAUGAAAAAAAUCCGGGUAUCAUGGUUCGCGCUUUUGAUGAUCUCUUUGACAGCCAAGAAAAGCAGACUCAAGACACUAGUGUCUACUUAUCCUAUCUGGAGAUUUACAACGAGAAUAUUCGGGAUCUUCUUAGCAACUUGAACGACAGCCUUGAGCUACGUGAAGAUCCUAACGACGGCUAUUACGCUGUCGGUUUAUCUGAGGUGCAAUGCAUGAGUUCGAAAGAAGUUUUACGUCUUCUACAACGAGGAAACAAGCGACGAACUGUGGAGGCAACGGCAGCCAAUGAAACAAGUAGUCGAUCUCAUGCUCUUUUAAAGGUGACGAUCAAGCAACAGCCGAGCGGUGGAACUAACUGUUUUGGAAAGAUGUUCAUGGUUGAUUUAGCCGGCACCGAACGCACAUCCAAUACCAAGGCAACGGGGAAACGUUUAAAGGAAGGAGCACAUAUUAACAAGUCGCUUCUAGCGCUUGGCAAUGUUAUUAACGCCUUAGCUAUGAAAUCGGCGAAGCACGUCAACUUCCGGGAUUCAAAACUGACCCGGUUACUCAAGGAAGCUUUAGGCGGUAACUGUCGAACGCUUAUGGUAGCCCACAUUAGUCCGGUACCAUCUGCCUAUGAGGAUAGCCGUAAUACGCUUAUCUACGCAGAUCGGGCACAAAAUAUUACAAAUAAGAUUCGAUCGAAUGUGGUGGAUGUAAGUACGCAUGUAAACCAGUACCAGGGCAUUAUCACAGAGCUGCGAGCUGAAAUUACCAGACUGCAGGAUAAAAUCGACCAAAACGAGACGAACAAUGUCAAGAUUCUACCGAUGCCCACAUCAAACGGCCAUGCAAUGAACAAGAAAGUUGAAGAGGAAAACGUAAAGAAUCCAGCAGAGUUAAACAAGCUAAGGCAACAGCUCGUCGAAUCGUUUAACAAACAGAUGAUGGUUCGAUCAAAGAUGAUGGAAGUGGACAAUUGUCUACUGGCGUUAAGCACCGAUUUGGAGAAGCUUAGUAUCGUCAUCAAUCAAUGGGAGACGGAGAAACUAAAGACGGAGGAAGGUGGCGAGCCGGUAGAAGACGAGCCCGAUUAUGUGAAACAGGCGUGGGAGGACGUCGAAUUUAUUCAAGGCGAACAGCAACGUUUCCUUCAAUUACGUGAAGAUAUCGAAAAAGAGUUCGAAGAUGCAAGAGACAAGACUUAUGAGCUCACCGAAAAACUACCCCAUGUAGUUACCACUGAAGAUCAGCGGGAACUUCUACGAUUACUUACACAGUGCCAUAAGCUGGAAGUGGAAAAGAUUGAGAUGCAAACGGACCAGUUGAUCAGGGAACACGAACUACGCCAGCGUGACCUUAUGAUCGUGCGCUAUGACCGACAGAGACUAUUGUCUGACGAAAUAAUCAUCAAACAGAAGCAACUCAUCGAAGAUAUUUCACAGGGGGUCAAGCGAAAACGAGCGAAGGCGGUCCAAGCAGUCAAGGAACUCAAUGACUUGUACCGGAUCUACGAGCAAGAAAUCCAAGACUUAUCGAGUGGAAGGGACACAGUGCUUAAACAUUUGAAUACAAAUCCAUACAGACCCGAAAGUGUUCUUGGCUUGAGACCACUGGGGUCUAGCGAAAGCAUGUGGGAACUUAACCAUAUGACACCCCUCAAUGAGGAAGGUGACGAUGGACAACCACGAAAUGAUACGGCCCCUCCGGGAUUUCCACGGCGGUCACCGAAGAGCACUGAUUCGAUGACGCGUGCCGUCGGAUCUCGACAGCUGCGAGCGUCAUACUCGGAGCCGGUGUCCCCGGCGGCGGUAAACUUUCCCCCAGUGGAGCACAAUAAUUUCGUGGCGAGUGGAGAAGGCGAUAUCGAAAAAGGUACCCGUCGAAUCAAUUCGGUAGCCCAGGAAAGACGGCAACGGGUCUCAGCUACGUCCCGCAUGUACAGGGACGCCGAUAUUCAACAUCGAUCAGAUAAACAACGAGGAGAUCAGGACGGCUGCCAGAUCCAGUGAGUGAAAGUUAACGUAGCAAAUCGGCUGCGAAGAACAAAAGACAUCGAAUCUUCAUCUGAUUGGGAUUAAUUGCAAUUAGCUACCUUAUUUGUCAUUGUUACUCAUCUGUAAGUUCACAAAAGGUUAACAAAUCACAGCAGUCUACUGUUGCUGGCUGGCACAAGCUGACUUCCAAUGUAUAUAUACAUAUAUAUAUAUAUAUAUCUAAAAUUUUCGACAGAAGGACCGCGUUCGACUAGAGAUUCUGCAGCAUGACAACCAACGUGUUUAUCCAUCAGAUACAAAGAUCUGCAUUUUCACUUUUCAAAUAGAUAUUAUAAUAAUCUGCAGCAGUUAUAGGUGAUAUUGAUCUAUAAUCAAUACAGCGGAAACAAAUAGCGCCAAUACUACAGGUUGUAUCUUUGGUGGCCAUGCGUCCUACCGCACUAAAACCCUAUGCAUAAGGUAAAAAAUCAUAUGCGUUCAUUUAACUACGAUGUCAACAAUCGCUAUUAAAUUUAAUUAUUCAACCAGUGGAUUUAUUGCGUAGCAGCUAGACAAUCAAUCAGGCUCUAGAGCGUCCACCAACAGCUCAAGCAUCUUCAUAAUCUAAAGCGCGAAACUUUUGAAUCUCCUUUAACGGCCAACUCACCUGUCUUCGUACGGCCAUUAGUACUAUCUGGUUACUUUAACAUACGGUUUGUUUGUCCUUUGCAGCAUAGAACAUGUCCGUGCAUCUUGCUAGUAUUACGCUAAAGAUGUCACUCCUUCGACAAUACGAAGCCAAACAAGUUUUUUUGGACUCCGCACCAAAUUGAGUAGGUUAGGUCAGGUAGCUUGCUUUAUUACUUAAAUAUCAUGAUAAAAUUUGCGGCUGCUGCAGACGGCCACUUUCGCCAACGAGCAGAAGUAUCAUACAAUGGUUGAUCUGUUCUCUCGUAGCCAUUGACUCGACAGAAAGUACUGAGCUCACGUAAAUCCUAACGGAACAUCUGCGAACUGCAGCGUACUUGGAGACGACACGAAAAUUGACCUUUUUAUACCUGCGCAGUGAAAGGGAUAUUCUUCGAAUUUCUAUUGAUUUCCUCAGUUCGUGGAACUUGAGUACUCUGCAUAUCAGCCCAACUUGUUGGAGUCAAUCUGUAGAAUAUACUGUUCCCAGUAGAAGCGCCACACAGGAAUUAAGGUCGAAUUUGUAUAUUUACCGCUGCCGUUUACCUUUGGUACCACCAGCGCUACAAAUAUAUGAGGAGAACUUGACAUACAUCUAUGAAGGCCAGCUGCGUUGCCAAAUUCAUUUGUGUCCGUCACAAAUAUUGCGGGAAGUUGAAAAGCUCUCAUGUCACGUACACUUCAUACAGGUAUGAAUUAACCUACAUAUCCGGUUGUCAACUUACUUUCUACAUGUUGUAUGUACAUCGUGUAUAUUUUUCAUGACUAGAACCGGGUUCAUUCUUAAAGAUUAAAUGGAAGAAGCUACCAUGAUCAUUAUAUCUGAUUGAUUGUCGGUAGCCGGCUGUAGUAAUAAUGUGUUAAGGAUCCACACCGUAGAAUUUAGAGUAACUGAUUACAGGCUUUCUACCCGUACAUAUAUGAACUUGGCUUAAACUAGCAGGUAAAUAAAUAUUCGAAAAUUACUAGAUGCUUGAUUUUCAUAUAAUUAUUCCAUGUCUGACUAAACCGUUGACAUUCGCCCUUGUUAUUAGCGUGAUUACGAUAGGCAAAGGGCCUCCUCGAUCUGGGGCAUUUAGAAAUGUCAACGAUCGUCGUACUCUGGCCACAGCGGAGUUUUCCAUGUCGGUUGCGUUAUUAGACACAGAUGUUUAUGGGGUAACACGAUAAUUGUACAUGACCAGCGAGUAUAUGUAUGGAUAAGUACACUCUGAUUUGCUUUGACUGCCGGUUAUACUAGCAGCUGUAGUCACCGAAGGUUGAGUAAACAAGGGAUUGACAACAAAUCGACGUAAACGUUUUACCAAACCGCUUCGCGGUACUAACAAAAAUAUCCACCCAUCAGUUCCGCUUCGUGGAACUCCUAUAAGCACUGUGUGCGAGGAUGUAAACGUAAUAUUCGCGCGCACCUCGGAGGUGUAUAUAGGCACACCUGUAUCC